AGAUCACCCAGUAGUGCUGUCUGCAGGGUUAGCUCCAGGCAGAGGAGCUGAUUCAGAAUAUCUAUUCCUUCAUCAAGUCCAAACCACCUGAUCUCAGGUGGAGAGAUGAGGACACUCGCAUGUCUGUUUUGAACAAGAUUUGGUCUCUAACUCCAAGACUUUCAACUAAAAACAACAUUUUCAGUGAAGCUGAACUCAACCAACUGUAUUCAAAGGUGACAAUUGACGAACAAAACUAUUUUUCCAACUACAUCCAGUCUCUUUCCCUCCAGCACCAGUGACCAAGCAAACUAUUUUCCCAGACUGAAGGAGAUGAUAUUUGGUCCAUCACUCCAUUUCUCUCCGGCAAUGAGCUUGUCUUUCCGAUGGGGAUGUUUGUCCAGCCUCUCUUCCACCCUACCUAUCCCAGUCCAUUCUCAGAGUGUGUCUCCCAGGUCCAUAGGAGAGUGUGUGUGGUCCCAGUACCUGGGUGUGACAGAGGGACCAGGGAGAGUGGGGGCGUUCUCGCUGUCACCGGCACAGCAGCAGGAGAUGUGGGUGCAGUACUCUGCCCUGCAGAUUGCACUACAGGCUUACAAUCAGAGUUUGAAGAAGUAUCCUGGGGACUCCUCUCUCUCAGGCCUCUCUCACACUCAUCUGUUCCUUACUUCAUUCACUCAGAUCAACUGCGACUCUGACCCAUACCAUGAGUUCAUGCCCUUUGAACCUUCCUUCCUGGUUACUGUCAUCUGAAACCAAGCAGAGGGGCAGAACCUUGCCAAAACUCCUCCAGUAUGACGUGUUAUUCCUGCGACUACCAUCCCGAAGCAACAUGGAAGCCCACAGCUGUGACAAGCGUGGUCUUGAGCAUUUAGACGAAUAUGAACCCAAACCAGCAAAACAUAUGCGUAGCCUGCACGAUCGCAUGGCGGAAAGGCGAUUAGUAGUUAUUUUAGAGGGGGCAACGCUGGAAACGGUGAAGGUUGGCAAGACAUUUGAGCUGCUGAACUGUGACCAACACAAGGGCAUGAUAAUUAAAAGUGGACGGGACCCUGGGAAGAUUCGACCUGACAUUACACAUCAGUGUUUGUUGAUGCUGAUGGACAGUCCAUUGAACAGGGCAGGUCUCCUGCAGGUUUACAUCCACACAGAGAGGAACGCACUGAUUGAGAUCAACCCACAGACACGCAUCCCCCGAACCUUCAACCGCUUCUGUGGCCUCAUGGUCCAGCUCCUACACAAACUGAGUGUGAGGGCGGCUGACGGCCCCCAACGCCUGCUGAAGCUCAUCAAGAACCCUGUGUCAGACCACCUGCCCCCUGGCUGCCCCCGUAUCUGUACCUCCUUCUCCUCUGGGGAGGCAGUGGGCGCCUGCACCGUGGUACCAGAGGAAGGGCCCGCCGCUGUGGUGGUCGGAGCGUUCGCACACGGAGCGGUGAAUGUGGACUAUACAGAGAAGACCGUGUCCAUCAGUAACUACCCUCUCUCUGCUGCCCUCACCUGUGCCAAGAUGUGCUCUGCUUUUGAGGAGGUCUGGGGCGUGUUGUGAUGAAGUUGACAGCCCAUUGCUGCUCCAGCUAAAACUGUUGUCAUCAUGGACAUUGUCGUACAUGGACUAGAAAUGGAUCGGACAGUCACGUUCAGUCAAGAAACAUUGUACAGAAACGGUCCAAUUCACCAAUGACCUCCUGUGGAUUUGUACGAUACUAUGGGUGUAUGUAUUGUGUGUAAAAUAUGGUAUUUUACAUGUUUCAACUAAGGCAAAGUUUCAAUAUGAAAUGAAUACUGUUUUGAAUACACCAUCCGUAAGAACUUGGCACCAAAUAUGGUCAUCCUACUUUUCUUGUAUUUUUUUUGCUUUUUUACAUGUAUUCAGUGCACCAUUGUUCCCAUGGUUAUACAGUGGAAAUAAACUGUAUAAUUUGUC
Coregonus clupeaformis (lake whitefish) is the source of this 1906-nucleotide messenger RNA. RefSeq names its product ribosomal RNA small subunit methyltransferase NEP1. Gene Ontology annotation, biological process: rRNA base methylation. Gene Ontology annotation, cellular component: small-subunit processome; nucleolus. Bases 686 to 1528 code for a protein of 280 amino acids. Gene Ontology annotation, molecular function: rRNA (pseudouridine) methyltransferase activity; rRNA binding. The record is from RefSeq and is a predicted model, not a curated record. NCBI's taxonomy places the organism in Eukaryota, Metazoa, Chordata, Actinopteri, Salmoniformes, Salmonidae. The transcript is spliced from 13 exons.